This is a messenger RNA of Colletotrichum destructivum, 2120 nucleotides long. Its product is annotated as Putative FKBP-type peptidyl-prolyl cis-trans isomerase domain, Nucleoplasmin-like protein. Lineage: Eukaryota; Fungi; Ascomycota; Sordariomycetes; Glomerellales; Glomerellaceae. The transcript has 4 exons. The record is from RefSeq and is a predicted model, not a curated record. Gene Ontology annotation, molecular function: peptidyl-prolyl cis-trans isomerase activity. Gene Ontology annotation, cellular component: nucleolus; chromatin. The coding region runs from base 234 to 1658 and encodes 474 amino acids.
UCGAGGGAAAAAAAUUUCAGGCAAAAGCUCUUCUAGAUCCUCGCCUUUUCUAUACCACCUUCCUCUCACACUCAAUCCAACCCCAACUUCCUUUUCUUCACUAUCUCCCAUACCCGAACCACAUCUUCAAGUAAACGGUUUUUGAUUGUUUCGACCUUUUCCUGCCCUAUAGACAAGUGCAAGAGCACCAUCUUUUAAUCCCCUUUCUCCGUGCCACCUUACAUCCAGCCAAAAUGGCCCAGCUUCCUGUCGCUCUUUACGGGCUGGAGAUUCCUCCCGGCGAAGUCCUCAUCCCCGCCUCUCCCGACUUCCCUGCUACGUUCCGCAUCACCAUGGCCGCCAUUGAUCCUACCGAGGCUCCUGAAGCCGAUGCUGAUGGCAACAUCCCCACCAUCCCCCGCUCUACCCUGCGUCUGGUCAAGCAGCGUUUCGGCGAUGACCUUGAGGCCAACGAGGACGACGAGAUCGACGAGGACUACCUCAAGUCCCUCCUUGCCGCCAACGGCGACGAAGAGUCGUCUGAUGACGAUGAUGAGCCCAACGGUGGCCCCAGCGACCCUUCCAAGAAGCAGAAGCAGGCCGAGUCUCUUAAGAAGCUGAUCGAGGCUGUUACCGCCGAGGAGUCGGACGAGGACAUGGACGACGCCAAGCCCAACGGCAAGUCCAGCAAGAAGGGCAAGGCUAAGGCCUCUGACGACGAUGACGAGGAGGAUGAGGAGGACAGUGAGGACGAGGAUGACGACGGUCUUGACCUCGAGAACUUUGUCCUUUGCACCCUCGACACCGAGCGCAACUACCAGCAGCCCCUUGACAUCACCGUCCAAGAGGGCGAGAAGGUCUUCUUCGUUGUCUCCGGCACCCACACCGUCCACCUUACCGGUAACUAUGUUAUCGACGACGAGGAGGAGGGCUCCGAUGAGGACGAGGAUGACGAGGACGGCGAGUACGACCUGUCUCCCGAUGAGCUUGAGUACGGCAUGGAUGGCCUGUCCGACGAGGACAGCGACGAACUUGACGACACUGCCGACCCCCGCGUCAUGGAGGUCGACACCGACGAGGAGGAGGUCCCCAAGCUGGUUGAGGCCGGCAAGAAGGGCAAGAAGCGCGCCGCCGAGAGCCUCGACGACCUCAUCAAGGCCGACGCCGCCGACUCCAAGCUCUCCAAGAAGGACAAGAAGAAGCUCAAGAACAACAAGGGCGAGGCUGUCGCUACCGAGGAGAAGACCACCCCCAAGUCCGACAAGAAGGUCCAGUUCGCCAAGAACCUCGAGCAGGGCCCUACCGGCUCCGCCGAGAAGGCCAAGCAGGCUAGCAAGCCCGCUGCCGGCGUCAAGGUCGUCCAAGGCGUCACCAUUGACGACCGCAAGGUCGGCUCCGGCCGUGCUGUCAAGAGCGGCGACACCGUCGGUGUCCGCUACAUUGGCAAGCUCGACGACGGCAAGGUUUUUGAUGCCAACAAGAAGGGCAAGCCUUUCUCCUUCAAGGCCGGCAAGGGCCAGGUCAUCAAGGGCUGGGACAUUGGUGUCCUCGGCAUGACGAUCGGUGGUGAGCGCCGCCUGACCAUCCCCGCCCACCUUGCCUACGGCUCCAAGAGCCUGCCUGGCAUCCCCGCCAACAGCACCCUGACCUUCGACGUCAAGCUGCUCGAGAUCAAGUAAACGGUUACCUGCUGAACAGCACGACCGCCUUCGGCGACGAAACGCCGACUCAGGAUGCUUCCCACUGUAUUCUACACACCUGCCCAGCGAGCCUGCCAUGAAAGACAUGGCUUGGACUGGCUUAGGCCCCCUCGAGGGUCCCAGACGUUGACUUUCCCUUGUAAUGAUGUGUGACGGCGAAAAAAAGGAAUCGUCAUGUCGCGCUUUGCGCCGUGCCGCAAUGGAUAGUCUCCGACCUGUGGCUGUCUGCGAAGAUCCGCAACCGCUUUGUGGCUGCGAGAAGCAGAGUCUAUUCGAUGGGAUGACGAGGCGAGGACUUACACUGCAUGGAUUGGCGUACCAUUAAAAUGAGUUUUCUGUUGAUGUAGGAUUUUUCUUCACCGGACACGAAUGGUUUCUUCCGAUCGGGCUGUACUUAGCUCCGUUUUGUUUCCCCUGAACACGAAAAAAAGACCAUCUCCU